Messenger RNA from Linum tenue, 236 nucleotides. Lineage: Eukaryota; Viridiplantae; Streptophyta; Magnoliopsida; Malpighiales; Linaceae. The record is from the annotation of a GenBank genome assembly.
GACCAAACAAGGAGAUCACCAUACGGAACGUCUCCUAGUCGUCGGUCCCGUCUUCCUCGGGAGCACUUCCUUUUACUACGCCACGCAUUAGCCGCACUCCAGACUGAUCCCAACCAACGAAUAUGAUCAUAAGUUGGGUAGUAGGUAGUCAAUCCAAUGUUAGUCUCAUUGAUUCGAACUUCGAUUUUCAUUUUGUAUACGAUGUGAAGAUUACGCUGAUAACCUUUAAAUAAUAG